UGUUUGCUUGCGUUGUUAUAACGUUUCCUCGAGGGGAAGAAGCUAAAGUAACUAACGGUUAAUAAAAAAAAACCUUUCGCUGUUUAAUUGUACUAAUGUCGUUUUAAAAAGCUUAGCUAGCGUUACCUCUCGUUGUAAAGUUAGCUUUCACCUGACAAACACUAUGAUUUAAAUUAUAUAUGCAGUAAAUUAUAGUACAUUAAACUCUUUAAAAGUCGCUAUGGAUCGAUACAACGAGGUGAAGCUGCUGCUGAAGAGCUGGGAGCAGGGAUUUGUCAAAGACCACCAGAGGAAACCAAACAAGGAGGACAUUGAUCAAGCUCCAGAUGAGACCAAGAACCUGUAUAAAGAGUACCGCAGUUUGAAACAAGCCAAAGAAAACAGCAGCAGUGGUGCAGCCAGCGGACAUGCUGAACAGUCCAGAUCUGCAGCUGGAGCCAACACAGUCCAUAAGGAGCCAGACUGUUGGGGUGCCCAUCUGAACCGCAGCUCACUGCCUGCAUCUUCUCCCAAAAUGACAUCCGAGGACAGAGACAGUCUUCAAGCCUCUGCCCAAUACUAUGGCCUAAAACUUAAAAGUAACCUGACAACACUCAGUAAGGAGAGACCUGUCUCACUGAAGAAAUCUGCUGUUCCUGGUCGGGUGCCUCUAAACUCUUUGAAAGACGGACAAACUGGACAGACGAACAGCCCUGUUGCUGCCACGACCAAGACUGCAUUCUCUGACCCCAAAUCCAGCCCUUUCACACCAAGAAGAUUUAAUUCUGGCCUGGGGUCCCUGGCUUCAAAGACACCUCAGAAAGUCGAACCCGAAGAGCCGUUUAAACCGUUUGAACCUGUCAGAGAGUCCUGUGAAGAACCUCCAAGUGCUACCAGUAGUAAUAUUAGUAGUGUGAGUAAAGUUAUUGGCUCACAAAGCCAGAAUUACUCUAAUCAGGCUCCCUCUCCAGCCAGAUCUUCUGCCUUUUUAUCAUCUUUGUCUUCUCCAAGUAAAGAAGUAAUUGUAGGAGACACAGGAAAGUUAAAUGAAAGUAUCACAGCUUCAGUAGAAACUUUAGGAACUCCACAUAAGGCUUUUGAUGAGGCAGGUGUUGGAAGUUUAAUCGGCUUGAGAGGAAGCCCGCGUGUUGUUGGAGGUUUCAGAGGAGGAAUGGGAGCGAGAGGGAAGGCCUCUCCUGCCAGCAGACUGAGUGUUGUUGACAAGAAGUGGCUCGAGAGGUGUCAGGUGUUUGGGGAGAUGGGGGCUGAGGUGAAACCGGCAGCAGGCAACCAGGACAUAGAGCUUGAGAAAAGAGGAGAGAGAGAAGGGGAGAAAGAAACGGAAACAAAAAUACAAGGAGAAAAUAAAGUUGGAAAACAAGAAACGGAUGAAAAGGGAGAAAGAAGGGAGGCAGUAGGUGAUGGAAGAGAUGAAAAGUUUAAGAGCAUUACAAGUGACAAAACAGUCAGCGGUAGUGCACAGAAACCUUCUGUUCAACCCACUGAAAAACGCAAAGGAAAACGGGAAACAAAGGUGAAAAAGAAGGGAGAUGAGGAGAUGGAAAGAGGACUGACGCCACCUUUAACGCCAGAAGAUGAUGUCAAUGAGGCUAGUCAUAAACCCAAAGGUACAAAGAAGAGAGGGAGGAAAAGGCAGCGAGAGGGAGAGACCACGGAGGGAGAGACACCAGAGGAGGGAGGAGUGAAGAAGAAGCGUAGGAAUGUGGAAAAGAAAGAGAAGAGCUCUGAUGUAAACCCCAGCCCGGCUCAAGAAGGAGGGAAGAAAAGGAGAGCCAAGAAAAAAGGAGACGAAGAGGGAGAAGAAAAGAAAGAAACCAAGGAGCCAAAAAAGGCACCUCAGGAGAACCUGUUUGGAGAAAUCGAGGAGGAAUAUGAAGCCAGGAGAUCGUAUCACACGCAGCCUGUCAAAGCAAAAGGCAUGAAAGGCGCAGAGGGUAACUUUGUGAAGAUAAAUCUGAAGAAGAAGUCUCACGUCAAAGGAUACGCACUCAGAGGUGCCGGUCUCCGCAAACAGUUGUACAUGCAGAAGUUCCAGCUGAAAGGUGAACGGUUUGGUGGAGGUGGAGGGUUUUUUGGCAGAGGAAGAGGAAGAGGUGGAUUCAGAGGAGGGCUCAGUCGGCAGGGCGACACCUGCUACAAGUGUGGAGGGACCGGACACUGGGCCAUGGACUGCAAGGGACGAGCUCCUCCUGCUCCUGUUCCUGAGGAGGAGCAGCCUGCUGUGGAGGAGCCGUUUGAACUACCAACUCUGGAGGAGGUGGCGAGGGCCACAGGCACGCUGCAUCCUCAGGCACUCGUGGCGUCUCCCAGCGUCACAGAGGAGCAGCCGUCCCAGGAAAAGCAGGUGGACAGUAACAAUAAAGACGAGGUGCUGCUGAAUGUGAUCCGUCCCGACUAUGAGCGCCCCGCUGCUCCACCUCCAAUGGAGCCACUUUUUCCCCUCAAAGAUGAUGGGGAAGUUCAGGAGACUCCUGCUGAGGUGUACGCAGCUCUGAAAGAACUGGGCUAUCAGUCCUUCAGGCCAGGACAAGAGGAAGCCAUCAUGAGGAUCCUGUCUGGUCUCUCCACCCUUGUGGUGUUGUCAACAGGAAUGGGUAAAUCAUUAUGUUAUCAGCUCCCGGCCUAUCUGUACGCUAAGAGAUCACAAAGUAUCACUUUGGUCAUUUCACCUCUCGUGUCACUAAUGGAUGACCAGCUGUCUGGUAUACCAGCCAAUCUGAAGGCAGCUUGUAUCCACUCCAACAUGACGAUGAAACAGAGAGAAGCUGCGGUAGAAAAGGUGAAGUCAGGCCAGGUGUGUGUGCUGCUGCUGUCUCCAGAGGCUCUGGUUGGUGGAGGCGGUUCAGGUUCAGGGUGUCUGCCGUCUGCUCAGGAGCUCCCUCCUGUGGCCUUCGCAUGCAUAGACGAAGCUCACUGUGUGUCAGAGUGGUCGCACAACUUCAGACCCUGCUACCUGAGACUCUGUAAGGUACUAAGGGAGCGGUUGGGGGUGCAGUGCUUGCUGGGACUCACUGCUACCGCCACGCUGUCCACUGCUGUGGACAUCGCACGCCAUCUGGACAUCACUGAUCAAAGUGGCAUUGCGGUGCGCUCUGCAGCGGUGCCUCCUAACCUGCACCUGUCUGUGUCCAUGGAUAGAGAGAAGGAUCAGGCUUUGGUCUCCUUGUUAAAAGGCGAUCGAUUCGGUUGCCUGGACUCGGUCAUCGUCUACUGCACCAGGAGAGAGGAGACGACUCGUGUGGCGGCGCUGCUCAGGACCUGCCUGCAGGGCGUGCUGGUGAAGGAAAACAAACACACCAGCAGUGAGAAACAACACAACCCUGUCGGACAGAAAAAGAAGGAUCUGGCAAGGAAGAAGAUCCGUAAACCGCUGAAGUGGCAGGCGGAGUCGUACCACGCCGGCUUGUCGUCAUCAGAGCGACGUCGCGUCCAGAACAACUUCAUGUGCGGAGAGCUCAGAAUCGUGGUGGCCACGGUGGCGUUCGGCAUGGGCCUCGAUAAAUCUGACGUCCGCGGUAUCAUCCACUACAACAUGCCGAAGAGCUUUGAGAGCUACGUUCAGGAGAUCGGGAGGGCAGGAAGAGAUGGAGAUCCAGCUCACUGUCACCUCUUUCUGAACCCUGAGGGUGAGGACCUCCAUGAGCUCCGUCGUCAUAUCUAUGCCGACACAGUGGAUUACUACACAGUGAAGAAACUGGUCCAGAAAGUUUUCCCUCCGUGUAAAUGUAAACAGAUACAUCAGAAACAACAGGAACUUGAAAAGGACAUUGAUGAUUCUGAGCUGCUGGAGAUGAUGGAGGUGUGUGAUCAGGAGAACCUGAACGCUCAGCAGCACCUGGUGCCAACAGAGACACCAGAACCGUCUGCUGCACAGGAGACAACACAUCCCGAUGCAGCGGAGCUUCCCCUGCAAGAAGAUCGAGAUGAAGGAGAGGAAGAGGAGGAGAGGAAAGAGGAGCAGACAGCUGAACACGAGGAAGCUGACAGUUCUGAUAAGCAGAAGGAUGCGGAGGAGAAGGGAGGCUGCGACUGGCUGAGGGACCAGGAAGAGGAGAGCAGUGAUUGGCCCAGAGAGCGAGUGUGUCACACGCAUGAGAGAGCGAUCCCCAUCCAAGAGACUGUGGAGGCUCUGGACAUCACAGAGGAAGGUGUAGAAACGCUGCUCUGCUAUCUGGAGCUGCAUCCUCAGCGCUUUGUCGAACUCCUCCACCCGACGAUGUCUGUGUGUAAAGUCGGUUGCUACGGAGGACCGAGACAGCUCCAGAAAAUCACCCGCCUGUGCCCUCCGGUUGCCGUGGUGUUGGCCAGAAGGCGGAUGGCGGGCGAGCGAGUGGAGACUUGUGAUCAGCUGGAGUUUGACGUCGUUGAGGUUGCGGACACUAUGGGAUGGCAGCUUCCUCUUGUGAAGAAAGGAAUCAGACAGCUGCAGUGGAGCAGUGUUGGCGGACGUAGCGGUGUCCACGUUGAAUUCUCCUCCUUGUCUUUCUACUUUCGUUCCUUCGGCGACCUCAGCGAUGACGAGAUGGACAAAGUUUGUCAGUUUCUCCAUAAUCGAGUGCAGAACCAAGAGAGAACGCAGCUCUACCAGCUCACCGCCUGCUUCAAGGCCUUUAAGAGUGUUGCGUUCCAGAGCACACUGUCCUGCCUCGAUGAUCUGGAUGAGAGUCGCAGUCUGAAGCUGAAAGACCUCCUCUCUGAGUACUUCGACAAGAGGCGAGACCGAAGCCAAAUGCUCGCACCGAUGGACAUCGAGGAGCUCGACAAAUAUAAACUCUUGGACUGGGAGAAUCAGAUCAGAGCAGAUAUUAGAGGUUUCCUUAGCAACCGAAGUGAUGAGAAGUUCUCUGGAAGGGCUGUGGCGAGAAUAUUCCACGGUAUAGGGAGUCCUUGUUAUCCUGCUCAAAUCUACGGCAGGGACCGGCGCUACUGGAGGAAGUACAUCCAGUUUGACUUCAACCAGCUCAUCAGACUGGCUACGCAGGAGAUCAUUCACUUCAAGUAAAUGACACAAUGUGUGUGUGAACCAUUUUCUUGCUCCCUCACACGAGGUCGAGGUAUGGUUUAGAUGGAUUUGGCCAGAACGGAUCACUAUUCUUCCAUCAUGUUGAAUUAUUUAAUCUGGGAUGUUUUCUAUGUAAGAUUUUUUUUGUUGACUGUAAUUAAAUAAAAAUAUUUCUAUU
Molecule: messenger RNA, 5180 nt
Organism: Centropristis striata (black sea bass)
Lineage: Eukaryota; Metazoa; Chordata; Actinopteri; Perciformes; Serranidae
Gene: recql4
Product: RecQ helicase-like 4
Exons: 28
Coding region: 221-5002 (1593 amino acids)
Biological process (GO): telomere maintenance; double-strand break repair via homologous recombination; DNA replication
Cellular component (GO): chromosome; cytoplasm; nucleus
Molecular function (GO): ATP binding; 3'-5' DNA helicase activity; nucleic acid binding
Source: RefSeq, a predicted model, not a curated record